Laccaria bicolor S238N-H82 is the source of this 453-nucleotide messenger RNA. RefSeq lists its product as uncharacterized. The transcript has a single exon. Lineage: Eukaryota; Fungi; Basidiomycota; Agaricomycetes; Agaricales; Hydnangiaceae. The coding region runs from base 1 to 453 and encodes 150 amino acids. Gene Ontology annotation, cellular component: mitochondrion. The record is from RefSeq and is a predicted model, not a curated record.
AUGACGGCAUCAACAAAUUCAAAUUUUUUGGAAGUUGACACCCUUGACGUUUGCGCUUGCACCUUACCUCACUCAAGGGACCUCAACUUAAAACAACCCAACGGGCAUCCUCCCCACACACACACCCCAAUGUUCGCACCAGGCCUCCCCUACCACCUCCGCGCCCUAACCAAACUCCGGUGCAAAAUCUUCCAAACAACCUACAACCCGCAAGGUCUCCGCACAGGCGCCAAAUACCUCCGCCAACGCCUCCGCGGGCCCAGCAUGAUGGCGUACUACCCCACCACGCUCAACCUCUCCCGGUUCAUUCGGCAGAACCCCGAUAUGGAGAUGGUGAAUGAGGAUGCGGAGGAGAGGUUGGUUGAUGUUUAUGAGAGGAGGAAGAGGGGCAAGGGUGCGCCGAAGAAGGCGAAGGAUAAGACGGAGAGUAGGAGGUUGCAGAAGAGGAGGUGA